This is a messenger RNA of Amborella trichopoda, 1901 nucleotides long. Its product is annotated as UDP-glycosyltransferase 91C1. Gene Ontology annotation, molecular function: UDP-glucosyltransferase activity. NCBI's taxonomy places the organism in Eukaryota, Viridiplantae, Streptophyta, Magnoliopsida, Amborellales, Amborellaceae. The record is from RefSeq and is a predicted model, not a curated record.
CCUCUCUUUGUAGUUCUCAUACACACUACUUCCAUCUUUCUUUCGGUAUACGCCACCCCUCUCUCUCUCUUUUGACAGAGAUACACAGAUGGAAGCUCCUCCCCCUCCCAAGCAGCACUUCCUUCUCUUCCCUUGGCUUGCCUUCGGUCAUAUAAUCCCCUUCUUCCAACUCGCUAAACGUCUCGCAGAUGCUGGAAUCUCAGUCACCUUCCUCACUCUUCCCUCUGUCUUUUCCCACCUCCCUCCUCUCCACGUCCCCCACCACCUCUCUCUCAUCUCUUUCCACCCUGUCUCUCUCCCUUCAAUCCCCGAACUGCCCGAAGCUGCCGCCACCACUUCCGACCUCCCUCCCCACCUCCAAGAUCACCUCAAAGCCGCCUUCGAUGCCCUCCAACCCCUCUUCCACACCCUCCUCCCCAAGCUCUCUCCAAAUUUAGUUAUCCAUGAUUUCACCUCCUAUUGGCUCCCUGAAAUCGCCACCACGUUUGGAAUCCCCACAGUCUUUUUUAGCAUAUUCAAUGCUGCAUCAUUCGCCUACGCCGCGGUCCCAUAUCGUGUCAGUGGAACUCCAACUGAUUUGACCUCAGCUCCGCCAGAUUUCCCCCCCUCCGCUGUUUACUUCCACCCUUUUGAGGCCAAGCAACUACAAAGCCUUUCUACAUUUCAAAAGACUGACGUCUCCAGCUUUGAGCGCUUUACUAGAACCAUUUGUAACUCACAUAUGGUCAUCAUCCGCUCAUGUUAUGAACUUGAGAAGAAGUAUAUUGACUACUUGGUAAAAGAGUAUCUGAAUUAUUUCAAGGAAUGCGGGGGUAGUGGUGUUAAGAAGUUUUUGCCCAUUGGGUUCCUUCCCCCUAGGCCAGGGGAUGAGGCCCACAGGGACAAUGGCACUAUGGACAGUGGGAGUUGCCAGAAAUUUGUUAAAAAACCUUGGGCUAAAUGGUUGGACAAACAACCAGUCAGCUCUGUUACUUAUGUGGCCUUCGGAACCGAAUGCCUACUAAAUCAAUCCCAAACAAAUGCAGUAGCAAUUGGGCUCGAGCAGUCCGGGUUUCGGUUCCUCUGGGUUGGGAGAGCCCCGGUGUCUGGAAAGUUGCCAUUGCCAGAUGGUUUUCUAGAACGGGUUCAAGGGAGAGGGCUCAUAGUCGAGGAAUGGGUGCCUCAAGCCCAGAUCUUAUCUCACCCUUCAAUUGGGGUUUUCUUCUCGCACAGUGGGACCAGCUCAGUGAUCGAGGGAUUGACCACCGGCAAGCGCCUCGUGCUAUUGCCUAUGAUCCUCGACCAAGGCCUCAUCGCUAGGCUCGUGGCUGAUGAGUGGAGGGCUGCCCUAGAGAUCGAGAGGGCCAAUCUGGAGGAUGGGAGCUUCACUGCAGACUCCGUGUGCCGGGCUGUGCAAAGAGCAGUCUCAGAGGAAGACGAUUCCGAGACUUGGCGCAAUGCAAAGGAUCUACAGGCUCGGAUUUUCUGCGACACAGAGUUGGAGAUGCAUUACUUGAGCAAAUUCGUCAAUUGCGCCACCAAACUGGUUUGCCCUAAGUCCUAGAUCUUGUGCUUCUUCAGGCCUUUUAUCAGGAAAUCCACGAACAAGAGUGAUAAGCUCAAGGGACAAUGGCAUAAACUGAUCCAUUGUCCCAAUUUGCUGGCAUUCUUGAUUGAUUGAGAUUGCGUUUUACAUGGGUCUGCUGGUCUAGUGAUCCUUCUAUUGCUUUGAAAUAUCAAACUUAGCGCUUUUGUGUUUUGGAAUUUAAGUUUUGAUUUCAUUUUGAGUCACAUAUAGUUUAGAGAUUUUGUACAUUUUAUAAAGACGCCAGGCCAAUUGCAUAUUUCAAGAUAAAAGGCAUAAGUUGCAGAAGACAUAUAUAAUGGACCACUGGAUAAAUAAAAUAUUUUGAAACGUACUA